Tetrahymena thermophila SB210 is the source of this 7968-nucleotide messenger RNA. RefSeq names its product transmembrane protein, putative. The transcript has 10 exons. The record is from RefSeq and is a predicted model, not a curated record. Gene Ontology annotation, molecular function: protein binding. NCBI's taxonomy places the organism in Eukaryota, Ciliophora, Oligohymenophorea, Hymenostomatida, Tetrahymenidae.
AUGAUAAUUUAAUUUCGUUAUAGUCUUAGCAUUAGUCCAAAUUAAAUUUUAUUAAUUUAAGCCAAUUAAUAGAUUUUAGUGUUCAGUUAAAAUGAUUAAAUGCUAUUGUUGUUAUCAUAUUAAAUAAUACCUUUUUAAAUGACUAUAAAUUUGUAAGUUAGUACAGCUGUUAGUUAAAACUAAAAUAGCUAAAUUAUUUUAAGUUAUGACUAAAACUUAUCUUAGUUUUUAGUUUAAGUAGAUUCUGAUUUUUUUAUAUUCGACUCCAACCUUCAGAUAUUAUACAACGAUUCCUUAAAAAGUGAAACCAAAGUGAAUAUUCAAAAUUCUAUUUAGAAGAAUAUUUUUAUCUUAAAUUAACAUUAUGUUUUCUACAAUCAAUUUUCUAUUGCUAUUAUAAGUAAAUCAGAUCUAAGUAGAGUUGCUUAUAGGGAAUUUGAAGAUAUUUCUUAUAUAAAGUCAAUUAUUGUCAAUGAGAAAAGAAUUGUUUUAAGCACCUAAGAUUAAUAAUUUUACAUGUUUGCAACUCCGAAUUUGUUAAACAUUAUUGAAAAAAUACCUAUAGAGGCUGACGAAAUUAUUUACAAUAAAGAGACUAGAGAAUACUUAUACUAAAAUGAUUAAGGAGAAACAUUUUCCAUUUAUUUUAAUGAUUACUUGAUAAAAAAAAGAUUUUAAGAUUUUCAGUAAAUAAAUAAAAUGUAGCUUGAUAGUGUAACAGGCUAAAUUUUAAUGUCAUCAUAUUAUAACAAUACAAAUAUUUAAAAAAUAAAAAUAUAUUCUAAGUAAAUUUUAGAAGAUUCUUAAAAGCUCUACUCUAUUGAUACAAAUGUCAAUAUGAUUCAAAACUAUACAUCUUUAGGAUUCGAUUAGUUUUUGAUUUUAAAUAAAGAAGGAAGUGAUUAUUUAAUUGCAGCUUUAAAAUGGGUAUAAUAUGACACAAAUAUGAACAUUACCAGCUCUUUGCAUUCUUUAGUUUUCUAUCAGUAUAGUUCCUAUAAAAUGCUAUUUAUUUAGAUGAAACCUCAUAGUAGUUAAAUACGGUUCUUAAUAUAAGGUGGGAAAGAUGAAAUAAUAACCGUUAGUUCACUGAAUUCUAUAAAAAUAUGGAAUUUAACUAAUUUUUAAUUAAAUAAAAAAAUUAAUAGACUUCAAUUUUAAAUAAACGAUGUUAUUUAUGAUUAAGUAGAUGAUAUGAUUAUAGUUUGUACUUCGCAACCAUAGCUAAUUUUUUAUGAUUAUCAAACUCUUCAAAUUCUAUAAACAUUUUCUAAAUUUUAAAGAAGUUGCGAUAAGAUAAGCUUGGGACUUUUCAGACGCAACUUAAUUGCUACUGAGAGUGAUGGGAGAAUCAUUAUCUUCAACUAUAAAACGAUGUUACCUAUAUAAUAAAUACAUUUAGACACUACAGGCUAUAGUGUAUUAUUUUUAUAUCCAUUGUUUUCUUUAGAAAAAUACAAUUAGAUUCUAGAUUAUACUGAUUAAAAAUAUAAAGAAAAAGAAAAUGAAAAAAAAAUAGUAAUAGGAAGUUAAAGUGGAAAUAUUUUUGUGCUUUCUUGGAAGAAAAUAGAAUUUUCAAAUACAAAUAAUCCUUAGAUGUACCUAAAAGAAAUUUAAUAUGGGAUAUCAGAGAAAUAUGAAUACUAACUAGAAUUUCAAACACUACUCAACUCUGAAAUAAAGGCUAUUAUUGUAGACGAAUAGCUAGACUUAAUAAUCUAAUGUUCACGUGAUUAAUUGUUGGUUUCUUCAUAUUAAAAUGGAGAAGAAAUACAGAGAAUAAAUAUGGAUAUUCCAGCAUAUUCUAGUGGUUGCAUGAAAAUUAUUAUUAUUCAUGAAUACAUGGAACUUUAUAUUUAAACUUCUGACAAUAUCCUUAUAUAUAACUUGGCUUAUAUAAUAAAUGGCCCAUUCUUUCAAAAAUUUCAAAAUCGCUAUCAAGAGAGUACAAACUCAAUAAAACCGAUCAACUCUAAAUUAAAUAUGUAUUUAUUUAGAAACUCUGAAUCUAAACUUAUCCUUAUAGACCAAAAUACUCACAAUAGUUUUUUGAUAUAUUAAAAUUUGCAAACUUGCUCAGUUCAGGACUAUUUUAUCUUUUACGACAAUUGUAUUUUGAUGAAGUGUUCCUAAUACAAAAUUUUAUUAUAUUAGCAUCAAAUUAAGAAUACCCAGUUAGAAAGCUUACCUAUAAACUCUAUUUUAUAGUAAAAAAUACAGAUAAUUUAGAUAUUAAUUUAGUCGAUCUUCUUCCCACAAGUUUUCUAUAUUAUUAAUGCUCCUAAUGAAAUUUUAGUUCUUAGAUUUUAAAAAUUAAAGUCAUCAAAAGAUGUUAUGUUUUAAUGCAUUCAGGCUAGCAUUCCUCAAAAACAGCAUAUUAAAGAUAUUUUAAUGAUAUCUAGAUUGAUUACUAUAAUAGCUUAUUUCGACGGUUCAUUCUAAUUAUGCAAUCCCUUGCUGAGUAAAUGCAAUUCUCUAAUUGUAAAUGAUUUUACUAGUUUCAUAAAUGGAUUUGCAAUUAAUCCUUUAAAUCCUUAAAAAAUAUUCUUUUAUUCAAAUUCAGGGCAAAUAAAUCUUUAUUAAAUAACUUUUAACUAAGACUACUUCUUAAAUGUUAAUUAAGUGGUUGAGGAAGAAAUUAAUUGCAAGAGCCUUUCUAACAUAAAAUAUCCUAAUUCUGAUUUUUUAAGCUCUCUUCCUAUUAAUUAUAAAGAAGCUCUAAAAAGUUAUUUAGAAAAGUAAAGUAAAAUACAAGAUAUGAAUGACUAAAUUUAGUUGGAUGAAAUAGAUUUUAUAAAUGCCGAAUUAAUUUUUAAUACUUAACUGAUAGAUUAGAAAAGUAUUAUCACAGAGGGUAUUGAUGAGUUUCACAUAUUUCAAAAUAUUAAAAUAUUCAUCACUCCUGUUUUUUCAUAAGGCUUAAUUUAUAUUUGGGAUUUAGAUAAAUUUCAACUGCUUAAUAACAUUUAAGUUCCAAGUUUAUCUUUCAAUAGCUACAUUAAAAUUUGCAGUACUUUUAAUUCCUUUUUUUUAAGCACAUGUAUAGGCUUAAACUUGUAUCAAUAUAAUCAAUAAAAUUCUAAUUUUUUGUUGUAAGAUUCAUUUUAUAAAAUAAAUGAUCCUAUCUUAAAUCCACGAACCAAUUUUCUAAAUUACUUUGCUGACUUUUAGAUAGUAACUAGCCUCAAAGGAUAUUAGAUUAUCAACUUCAAUAAUAGCAUGAUUCCAAAUACCUAAAAAUUUAUUUAGAAAAUUAAAAUAGUGAAUCCUAUAAUAGUAAGUGUUGAAAUGGUUACUGAUCAACCUUUGAACUCAUAAGUGAAUUUGAUUGUUUUUGGGUUUUCAAAUCACGAAAUUUUUUGGCAUUAUAUAAAUUUGAAGUAAAUUGAUUCUUGCAUAAUGAAACUUGACAGUUAUGGCUUGAAUGAAAUUUAAGAGGAGUUAAAUUCGAUUGAAAAAAAUUAAGAAAUUCAAAAUUUCAAAGUGAGUAAAUUUAAAAUAAAUUUAUUAUUUUAAGAUGUUUUUUAUUUGCUAUAUAAUAUUCCGAUUUUCAAAUAUUCUAAGCAGAGUACUUUGAAUAUCAGCGGAAUAUCACAAAUUAAAUUUUCAAUUGCUUCUGAAUUAAAAAAUAUUUAAAUAUUUUUAAAUUGGAAUAAGCUAAUUUUAUAAAACAUAAAAAUUGAUAAUUCAACUGUAUAAAUAAACUCAUCAAUUUCAAUUAUUGCGAAGGAUGUUAAUAACUCUCUUAUUUUUAACAAUGCACAAUUUAACAAUUUUAAUUCAGAUCUGUUAUUUAAUAUUCAAUACUUUAAUAAUAUAACAUUUGAUGGUGUUAUUUUAAUUGGAAGUUAAUUUAAUAACCAAACUCUAUUUUAAUUUUAUGAAUGCAACUUUAUUUCUUUGGUUAAUUUUGAGGUGGAAGGUAUAACUGCUAAUAAUUUCACUAUAGCAUAAUUCUUAGGUAGGUUUACAGCUUUAUCAUUCUAAUAUCUUUUUAUAUCAUAGCUAUAAAUUAUGAGUUCAAACAUAACUAAUAGCGAAUUAUUUGUCACGUAAUUCGGUUAGAAAGCAGAAAUAAUUAGUGCUAAAAUUAAAAACAAUGUGGCAUCAGCGUCCAUUUUGUUUGAUCUUUAAGGAAUAAUAUAAACAACUAUAAGCAAAUCUUUGUUUUAUAACAAUACUUCGAUAUGUUUGCUAAACUCUUCAAGUGAAAUCGCAAUAGACUACGACAUUUACUCUUAGUUUUAAGUUUAUUAAUCUAACUUUUAUUUAAUUGACUCAGAGAUUGAAGAGUGCUAAAUAGAUAGUAGUACGUACAGUAUUUUAAACUUCAGAAAGCAGAAGGUAUUUAUAAGUAAUUUAAAUGUAUCAAAAUCAUCAGGAAUAAAUGCUCCUAUUCCUUUAAUAUUUUAAAUACCCUAUUAUAACUCAUCUGUUAUUUUACAAGAAAAAUAAGAUGAAAAUUCAACUUAAAUUUUUGAAUAGUAACAAUAGAUCAGCUUUUCAAAUUUAUUUACUAUAAUAAAAUGUUAUGAGUUAAUACAUAUGGAGAUAAAAAAUAGUAAUUUUAUAAACAUUAAAGGAAUAAAUCAUGUUAUUUAAUCUCAAGAUUCUUAAUUAAUUAAUGUCAUUGGUUGCAAUUUUACUUAAAGUGGAGAUAAAUACUCAACUAAUGGCUUGAUUUAUACAGAAACAAGUAUUUUGCAAAUUGAAAACUCUUCUUUUGAGGAUAAUGUUUCUUAUAAGUGUACAAAUAUUUUAAUUUUAAAUUCUCCUAUUGAUGCAGCUAGUAGUUUUGUCAACUUUAUAAAUAAUACCAGAUUAAUUAACAAUAAGGCGUAUCUUUUUGGAGGAGCAUUAUGCUUUUCUAACUCGUAGCUAAAUUUAUUUAACACGGAUUUCAUCUAAAACAGUGGCUAAUUUGGUGGAGCAGUAUUCUAUUAAAAUUAAUAUGAUUAUUUGCAAUAAAUUAAUAAUUCUAUCUAAAAAAAUAUUCAUAAAAACUUAAAAUUUAUCAAUAACUCAGCAGCUAUUUUUGGGAUUAAUUACGAUAGUGGCUUAAGCUACAUGUAAGCAUAUGAUUUAGAUUUCGAUGGAUAAAACUAUGUGAUCGAAGAUUUUAGAAGUGGAGACUCAUUAAGCAGUCUCAAAAUACUUCUAUUUGAUUAAGAAUAGUAGCUUAUUUCAAAUGAUCAAACAAAUUCUCUUAAUUUCAAAAUAAAACCAAUUAAGUUAGUCAAUCUUAAAAUAAUAAAUCAAUCAGAUUUUGAAUAGAAAAUAGAAAGCGGAAUUUCUUAUUUGACUAAUGAUAGGCUCCGAAUAUUUGGCAUUCCAGGUGAAGUUGGUUAUAUUUAUUACACUUCUGAUUUUAUUGAUAACUCUUAAGUUGACGGUUUAUAGAAAAAUCAAUAACCAAUCCUGUAAAUUAAGCUUAAAUUUAGGAAAUGUUUAAUAGGAGAAAUAUAAAGACUGGAAUUUGUGGAUGAAUAAAAUAAAAAAAAUUAUUAUUCGUGUUUUUAGUGUCCAGAAGGUAAGUACUCCUUAAUUGAGGGAAGCUAUGAUCCAAAUAAUAACAAAAAAAUGUGCUAAUUAUGUCCCAGUGAUAAAGCUACAUUUUGUGAAAAAGAUAUUAUAAAGAUAAAAAGCGGUUUUUGGAGGGAAAAUAACAUGACUGAUAUAAUUAUAGAGUGUAAAAACAAUCCUGAUGCUUGUUUAGGAGAGGAUAAAUGCUUAGAAGGACAUAUAGGUCCAUUGUGCGAAGAUUGUGAUAUUACAGGAGAAGUAUAUGGAAAAAAGUACACAAGAAUCAACAAUGAAGUUUUUUCAUGUACUUAAUGUGAGAAUAAUUUUGCUUAAAUCUUUAUCAUGUUUUUACUGCAGGCAGCUAUUACAGGUUAUUUAGUUUGGUCUAUCAAAACAUCGCUUGAUCGUUCAAAGCAGAUUGUCAUGGCAGAUUUAAUGAGAAAGAUGACAUUAGUCAGCUUAGGUAAGAGCUCCCAAACUAAUUCAACUUCGGCAUUUAUAAAAAUUAUCGCUCAUUAUGUGUAGGUUAUAUCUUGCUUGAAAUAUUAUCAUCCUUAAUACCCUUCAUUUGGAUUGUUGUAUGUAGAUUAUAUUGGAGACCCUGUAGACAAGUCUACAUUCGCUUUUGAUUGUAUACUGAUAGAUUUUGAAUACCUGAAAAUACCUUUUGAGUACUUGAUCAUAAUAUGGUCUUAGAUAUAUUAAAUCAUAUAUUUGGUUCUUUAUCUUAGUAUUUACUUUUGUCUUAUUAAAAUGAAGAAGGUACAAUACAAAUAAUAUGCAAAUCGAAACGCUAUUAUUUUCUUUAUCCUGUAUAUAUAAAAUAGCGUUAUUUCUUAGCUUGUUUCAUCAAUUUCUUGCAGACGUAUUGGAGAAAAUAGCUAUAUUAGAUCCGCAAUUUCUAAAAUGUGCUUUACUCAUGAUUUUUAUGAUUACUCUUUUAAGUUGAUAAUUCCUCUUCUCUUUUUUUGGGCUUUGUUAGUUCCUUUGAUAGGAUUUUGUUUAAUUUUUAGAAUUAGAAAAAAACUUUUUACAUUUUUUAAUACUUUAAAUUACGGAUUAUUAUAUUUAGAUUAUAAACCUUAAUACUAUUAUUGGGAGUUCAUAAGAAUAAUAAUCAAGAUUACCUUAAUUUUUAUUGUCAACUAUUUCUAUUAGAGCAUUUAUUACUAAGGCAUAAUCUCUCUUUUGAUUAUAUUAAUAUAUUCUUACUCACUUCAAAAUUUAUAGCCUUACAAAGAAAAGUUUUUUAACGAAUUAGAGCAAAAAUCAGCAUUUAUUUAGUCUACCUUCUUUUUCUUAGUUUUGGUUUAAUCAGGCUUAGAAAUUCAGUAAUAUUCUUAUUUGAGUUGGGUUAUAGUCAUAAUUAAUCUACUCUUCUUAGUGUAUCUAAUAUAUCUCUGUAUUUCCUAUCAGAUAACAAAAUAGCAAGUCUAUAUUUUCUUAUAUAAAAUACCUUUUCUUAGAAAGUGUGUAGAAAAUAAAAUUCCUCAGCAACCAAGAAUAUUUAAUGCCUAAUAGCUAUGGCGCAGCUUAUCAAUAUAUGUAAGAGAUUUCAUAGAAAGGAAAAAGCUAAAUAAGAAUGCAGAAUUUUAUGUUUAGCACCUGUAGCUUGGAAGCAGUCAAUCAAAUCUUUAUAGAGUUUCAUAAGUGAAAACAUCUUAGCAAUUUAAAGAGAUUUUAAAAAAAUCAACACAAUUAAGUGUGUUUUUAGGAGACCAAAGAGAAGUUGAUACCAAGCACGAUACAUCACUAAACCUAAACAAGCUUUAGGUUAAUGAAAUAAUAACAGAAUCAAGAGUUAUUGGCAAAUUCGAUGCAAUUUCAGAAGAAAUCUAAGAAGAAGAUCCUGAAAUUUAAUCUGAAAAGAAUAAUGACUAAAUUCCUUAGCAAUUAAAUUAAAUAAUCAUUCCAGAUUUUUAUCCAAAUCAAACAAAAUUACAAAUAGAAUAAUAGUCAGACAGAAUUAAAACUGAAGAAAUACUUGAUACAUAAGCAAAUGAAGAAAAUAAGAUUCUCAAGACAGAAUAAUCAUUUAUUAACAACGUUACUUAGCCUUCCAUAAUCUCUCCUUAAAACAAUUUAAGCAACUCUAACUAAAUGCUAAUUAAGCAACUAUUUCAGCAGUAGUAAAAGACCGAAGAAGAUUUAGAUUUAGGGCAUAAUUAGAAUGAGUAGACAAAGUAAAUACCAAGAAACUUUAAAGUUAAAGAAAAUAACUUGAAUAGGCAAUAAUAAAUAUAAAAACUGAUGAAAAAAUAGCAAAAUAAACAAUAAAACUAAACCAAUCACUUUUAGCAGCAACAAGAAUCUAAAGUUAUAGCAUCUUUAUUCACACCAAGAAAUAAUGAAAAUCAAAGCAAUAAUCCAGUAUAAUCCUACAGAGAAGCCUUUGCUGAGAAGAUGAAAAAAACAAUAAGUUUCAGAAGUGCUUAAAAGCAAUGA